Ailuropoda melanoleuca (giant panda) is the source of this 975-nucleotide messenger RNA. It is a transcript of the gene TMEM139, whose product is annotated as transmembrane protein 139. Lineage: Eukaryota; Metazoa; Chordata; Mammalia; Carnivora; Ursidae. The transcript is spliced from 3 exons. The record is from RefSeq and is a predicted model, not a curated record. Bases 337 to 975 code for a protein of 212 amino acids.
CUGAGGGAUUGGAACAGACAAGUGGGUGGAGCCACUGGGCUCCACCCCCCCCUCCUCCAGCUCCCCUACAACCUACUUUCUGCGGAGUCGUCCAGACAGGUGAGGGAGGAAUUCCUAACACCGGUGAGAAGGGUCGGAGGGUCAUGGGAUUGGGGUUAGGGUUCAAGCAGGGGGUCUGGACCCUACCUAAUCUGUGGCUUCUUGCUAUGCAGAGUUCAGGGAAUUCCUAAAGGGUUGGUUCUGGGGUGCUGCUGCCCAGGCGUUGCUGCUGUGUUGCUGCGGGAAAAGGCUUCUCCCCACCAGCUUCCUAGCCCUUGUGGAACCUGGGGAGGGGCCAUGGUGCCAAGCCAGUUGUUGGGGAGACUGGAGAAGCCGCUUCUCUUCCUGUGCUGCACCUCCUUCCUCCUGGGGCUGGCUUUACUGGGCAUACAGCCGGACAUCGCCCCUGUUGCUUAUUUCUUUCUCGCCUUGGGUGGCUUCUUUUUGUUUGUUUGCCUCCUGGCGUGUUCUCUGGAAUGGGGGUUCCGAUCAAUGCAGACGGAGAGCCCAGGGGAGAGCCCAGGGGCCUCAGGCAAUGCACGCGACAAUGAAGCUUUUGAGGUGCCAACCUAUGAAGAGGCUGUGGUGUUGGAAUCACAAUGCUGCCCCCAGCAGCUAGAUCAACCACCCCCCUACAGCAGUGUUGUAAUCCCCCCAGGACUUGAGGAAGGACAGCCUAGCCAUCCAGAGGGCCCUGACAGAGCCAGACUAGAAAGGCGAGUGGGCUCAGAGGGGUCUAUGACCCCACAAAACUCUGGAAGAGUUCCAGUCAGCCUUCAGCUUCGGGGACCGCGGGUCAUGUCCACUGCUCCUGAUCUGCAGAGCUUGGGGGUGCCCCCAAAGUUGGAGCCUCUUACUCCACCCCCUGCCUAUGAUGUCAGCUUUGGUCAACCCGAUGAUGAUGUUUUCUUUGAAAACAACUGGACGCCUCCCUAA